Messenger RNA from Exophiala bonariae, 1371 nucleotides. RefSeq lists its product as uncharacterized. The transcript has 2 exons. NCBI's taxonomy places the organism in Eukaryota, Fungi, Ascomycota, Eurotiomycetes, Chaetothyriales, Herpotrichiellaceae. Bases 1 to 1371 code for a protein of 456 amino acids. Gene Ontology annotation, molecular function: monooxygenase activity; FAD binding. The record is from RefSeq and is a predicted model, not a curated record.
AUGACUCAGCCGAGGAUCAUCAUUGCCGGAGCUGGUAUUGGAGGGUUAAGUGCAGCUCUGUGCCUGCACGCCGCAGGGUUCACAGACGUCCACAUAUUCGAAGCCAGUUCCCAGCUCACCACGCUGGGAGUCGGCAUCAACGUGCAGCCCUCAGCAGUGCUAAUUCUCCGCAACCUCGGCCUACUGCCCACACUACUCGAAACCGGCAUCACCACCAAGGAACUGAAUUUCUACAACCGCCAUGGCGACAUCAUUCUGUCGGAGCCACGUGGCCUCGACGCCGGCUACGACAUCCCACAGCUGUCCAUCCACCGAGGGGACUUCCAAAUGCUGCUGCUGGACGUGGUGAAAGACCGGCUCGGCGACGACCGAAUCCAUCUCAACCACGCCUUCACCUCAUACGACCAAGACACCGCCAGCAUCACCGCACACUUCACGCAGCGCUCCGAUGGCCAACCGUCCUCAAUCCCCAGCAUGACGGGCAGCAUCCUCCUCGCCGCUGACGGUAUCAACAGCCACGCACGCCGCUUGCUGUACCCGGACGAAGGACCGCCACGCUUCUCCGGCCGCAUCCUCUGGCGUGGCUGCAUCGAGCGAGACCCGUACCUGACGGGCGCAUCGAUGAUUUGGGCCGGGCACGCGAACCAGAAAUUCAUCGCGUACCCGAUCAGCGCACAAUCGGCGAAGCAACGCAACAAAUCCCUGGUCAACUGGAUCGCCGAGCUGCGGGUCCGCGACGAGAACGACCCGGACCUCACGCCCCCACCCGUCGACUGGACACGCAGCGUCCCGAAAUCACGCUUCGAAGCCCCUUUCCGCCCCUGGACGUGCGGCGGGUUGCGCAUGGCGGACCUGAUUGAUGCAACGCCCAAGGUCUACGAGUUCCCCAUGUGCGACCGCGAGCCGGUCUCGCAGUGGACAUUUGGCCGUCUGACGCUGCUCGGCGAUGCCGCACAUGCUAUGUAUCCGAUCGGCUCGAACGGGGUGUCACAGGCGAUCUUGGACGCCGAGGCGCUGGCGAAUUGUCUCCAGAAGACAAAAGGUGGUGAUAUCCUGGCUGCGCUGCAGGAGUACCAGUCGAUCCGUCUCCCACCCACGGCCGCUAUUGUCUUCGCUAACCGCGGGAAUGGGCCAGAUCAGGUGCUGCAGUUGGCGCACGAGCGGGCGCCAGACGGGUUCAAACACGUUUACGACAUUAUCCCGAAGGAGGAGCUGGAGGGUGUUGGUGCGAAAUACAAAGCAAUCGCGGGUUUCGAGAUCGAGGCUGUCAAUAAAAAAGCCCGCGAGACUGAGUCACAGAUUGGGUUGGAGACGAAGACGGAGACACAGAGGCAGCCUGUUGCGGCGCUGAGUGUGAAUGGGUCGGUGUAG